CUUCUUGAAGGAGCUUAAUUGCCAGAAAACCAUGGAGGCAGUGAAUCAGAAAUCUCUUGAGAGAGCGGUUUCAAUGAGAGCCUUGCAAAUGGGAAACUCAUUUCCAUGUAUGGUUUGUGUUGUUGGAUUCCUCUUUGGAGUGUGCCUUGCCUCUUUCAUCUUGGCUGCUCUUACUUCCACCUUUCAGCUUGGCAUUGGUCGCUUCUCAUUCUCAAUGCUUAAUUUAACAUUCCAUUCUGACUCUCUUUCUCACUCUAAUAAUACCAUAAACUGCAAUGUUAAUGCUAAGGGAACACAGAGGCUAACAGAUUUCAACAGCAGAAAAGAUAAAGAAAAUGAGGAUAGUGUCUCUAUGCUUUAUUCAGGUUGGAGUUGUGUGUUAACUAAAUCUGAAAGUGAGGCAAAUGAGUGCUUGCACAAACUUGGAAUCAGUAGGUCCAUUUUGCCUUAUGCCCCACAUUUGGAAGACUGCAAAGCCAGGACACAGCUAUUCGAACGUCUCGAUAAGCGAACAGGAAAUGAGAACUUCCCUCAAUGGACAAGUUGGAAAGGAUUUUUGGACAUGCACCAUGUUGCUACAACCAGUGACCAGACUCAAAAUUUCAGGCAUCAAGCUGUAACUAAGGGUGCUUAUCCACCUUGGAUUGCAGGAUCUGAUGAAGAAAAUUACCCAUUGACUAGGAAAGUGCAACGUGACAUAUGGAUCCAUCAGCAUCCCUUAAACUGUAGCAAUCCGGAUGUCAAGUUCCUUGUAGCUGACUGGGAAAAAUUACCAGGAUUCGGCAUUGGUGCUCAGUUUGCUGGAAUGAGUGGACUCCUUGCUAUUGCAAUCAAUGAAGGCAGAGUUCUUGUAACUAAAUAUUACAAUAGAGCUGACCAUGGUGGCUGCAAAGGGUCUUCCCGGUCUAGUUGGAGUUGUUACUUCUUUCCAGAAGCCUCCCUAGAGUGUCGUCGACGAGCAUUAGAACUAAUGAAAAGCGAAGAUGCUUGGAGUAAAGGAAUUUUGACUGCGAAAGAAAAUUACACAUCAAAGCAUAUAUGGGCAGGGCCAACUCCUAGAAUAUGGGGUGAACCUUGGAAGUAUCUGCAACCAACAACUGAUAUAAAUGGCAGCUUGAUUACUUCACAUAGAAAGAUGGAUAUGCGGUGGUGGAGGGCACAGGCUGUGCGUUACUUAAUGAGGUUCCCAACUGAGUACACAUGCAGCCUAUUGAAUGAAGCUCGACAUGCUGCAUUCGGAAAAUUAGCUGCGAAAAUGGUGCAUGAAGGUCUUGCUGGAGACUGGACAAAGGGAAGUAAUAAUAAGCCAAGAUCUGAAAUUGAUGAAUAUGUGUGGUCCAAUCACAAGCCAUGGGUUCCUAGGCCUCUUCUAAGCAUGCAUGUAAGGAUGGGAGACAAAGCAUGUGAAAUGAAAGUGGUUGAAUUUGAAGAAUACAUGCAUCUUGCUGAUAGGAUUAGGAGGCACUUCCCAAACCUCAACAACAUUUGGCUCUCCACUGAGAUGCAGGAAGUCAUUGACAAAACCAAAGAAUAUUCUCAUUGGAACUUUCACUAUACAAAGGUAAGACGCCAAGACAGGAUGAAUGUUUCAAUGGCUGAGUAUGAAGCCAGCCUUGGGAGGGAGACCAGCACCAAUUACCCACUGGUUAAUUUCCUCAUGGCUGCUGACUCUGAUUUCUUCAUUGGAGCAUUGGGUUCUUCAUGGUGCUUCCUCAUAGAUGGUAUGAGAAAUACUGGGGGGAAGGUAAUGGCUGGCUAUUUGAGCGUUAACAAAGACAGAUUUUGGUAGAAUAAUUCUACCUCUUGUAAAUUAAUAUAUAGUUAUUAAGUCUUUUAUUUUUGGUGAUAUGACAUGGAUUCUUUGUAGUAUGUGUCAAAAAUAGUUCGUGGAAAUAAGAUUGAAGUUCUUUACUA
This is a messenger RNA of Arachis ipaensis, 1914 nucleotides long. RefSeq lists its product as uncharacterized. NCBI's taxonomy places the organism in Eukaryota, Viridiplantae, Streptophyta, Magnoliopsida, Fabales, Fabaceae. Gene Ontology annotation, molecular function: alpha-(1->6)-fucosyltransferase activity. Gene Ontology annotation, biological process: protein N-linked glycosylation. The record is from RefSeq and is a predicted model, not a curated record.